GCUGGCCAGAGCUGCGGGGCGCGUUCAGUCUGCUCCAAGCCGCGAACGCGACAACUUGCGCCGCGACCGGCACCCAACGCGAACGCGAAAACAAACCGUGUUACGUGCUCCUCUCCGCUCCCGUGUAUCGUUGUCCCGUUGUUAUAGAGGAUAGACAAAUCUGUCCUAGAGAUAGAUUUUCUAAAAAUUCUUCUGGUCAGCCUCGCGUCUCGACACGAGGCCGUCCAUCUCUCGUCCAAAGCGAGGAGGGUGAAUUAGUCGUCGUUCGCGAUCGUUUGCUCGGACGAAGACCGUUUUAACAUAUGAUACCAACGGGAAAGGAGGAUACCUCGCGAUCGUACUCUUUGGUGGACGUGAACACGUUACCACCGUUUCUGUACACGGAGGUAAGUCGAGGAUGAGAAAAUGCCUCUGUGAUGUUGCAUCGGAGCACAUCAUCGCGACGCUGUAGAGCAUCGCGGAACAUGACGAAUCUCGGCCACACCUCGCCGAUCGCCGGACCAAGGGGGCGGCGCGCCAGCGUGGCGACCGACAAACCUGUCGACUUGCCACCGACGAGUCUCAGAGGAACCAUGGAACGUCAACGUUCUCCACGCGGCAGCAUCGUGCCUGAUAUCGCUCUCGAUAUGGGGAAUGGCGUCGAGGCCAUGAACCACAAACCGAUGGCGGAGCGGGAUCAGUACGCCGUGGACGCGAGGAGCGCGGCGUUCAACCAGAAGAUGGCUCGAAGCCCGCGAAACUCGUUGGUCCCGGACGACUACUACCGAGCGUUGCCCCGGAACGGGGGGGUGGCGCGAAGCCCUCGAAACAGCCUGGUCCCGGACGCGAACCUCGGGCCGGACAUGCUGUACAGCUCGAGGCACUCGUUGCUCCCCGACCCGCCCCCGUUGAGCCCUCGAAACUCGUUGGUGGCGGACGUGGCCCACAACAGGAGCCCUAGGAACAGCCUGGUCCCGUUGACCGGCUCGAGGACGUCCCUCAUGUCCGAGAACGGGAACCUCGGCUCGGCUCGAAGCCCCCGCCACAGUUUGAUACCAAACUGUUCGAGAAGCCCGAGGGGGAGCGUGACGAACAUGGAGCUGGUCGAUCGCAGCCCCCAGAGAAGCCCGAGAGGGUCCAUAGCCUCGGAGUGCUUGAACCAGAGCCCGAGGGGCUCGAUCGUGCCGGCUUACGAGAGAUCGUCGCGGGGGAGCAUCGGCGUGAACGAGGCGGCGCACCGGGGAUCGAUCGGGGCGGGCGAGGAGGAGGCGAGGAGCCAGCGUCGAGGCAUCGAGCCCGUCGAGCACGCGAUCGACAGGACGCCGAGGGGCAGCCUGACCGGGUUGCAAGAAAGGAGAGGCACGAAGGCGAGCCUGAUAGCGCAGGAUCCGAGGAGAGGCUCGGCCGAUCAAGGAGUAAACGGGAAUCGAAACUCCUCCCCUUCUCGGGAGAGGAAGGAAGUGAACACGGGAAGUGUGAAAUCCCGCGGAAGCACGGUCCAGAUCAAUUUAGGAUAUGGGCCGAACACCUUCGAGGAUUCGAGGCGGGCCAGCAGCUCCGUGUCCCAGUUUUCAGGUGACGAGUCGCGGCGUCUUUUCGCGAACGGCGCCAAAGUGGCCGAGAACACGGCGGAGAACAGGAAUCUGGGCGUGAUUACCUACGGUUCCGUGGUGUUCCAGCUGAAGGACGCGAAUCUGGAGGCGAACAACAUCUGCGACUUCGUGUUCCGGGGGAUGAGGGUCGUGUGCAGGACGAGGGUCGUUACCGUGUGCCUGUUCUGCCUGUCGGCAGUCCCGAUCCUCAUGUUGAUUUACGGUUGGAAUUACUCGAAAGACUGUCCAAAGGAGCCAAGGAUACCGAUGUACCUGGUGAUCGGUGGAACGUUCGGAACCAUGCUCAUGAUGUUGCUCAUCUACUCGCAGAUACAGUCGAGGAGGCCGGAAAUGCCACCGGUCCCGUCCAACAGGCCCCAAAUUUCCUUCAUGAAGUUGAUCAUCAUCGUCUUAUCAUGCUUCCUGCUCGGCUGGUUCGUGAUGGGGAAUUACUGGAUACUUCACAUCAUGUGGCCGUCGUACACGUUCCUGCUGCACACCCCGAACGACCACUGUCACAAAACGCUCUACAUGUUCUCGCUGGUGCAUCUUGGCGUGAUGUACAUCACGUUCGGGGUCAUGCUACUCGUGGUAACGGUGCUGGCGUCUUUCAGAAUCCUAGCCUGCCCGUUAUCGGAAAGAUACAAAUAACCGCAGGAGUUCUUUACCCGCGUAAGAGAGAUGGUGGGCGAGAAAGGGCGGGCGGAGGAGAGUGUCGUCCAAGGGCAGCUCGUGAAGGGUUUCGCAAAGGGGAGCGAGUAUCGUGCGAAACAACGAAACACCGUUCCCAACGAUGAGAUUAAUCCUAAUAAAUCUAACCUGUCGGAUCGUAAUCUCGCCCCGUCCGAUGGAAAAGGGGUGCACUUUCGAUUGGGCCGCGACGUCGAUUCGGAUACGAACAAUGGAAACCGCCGCUUUGUAACUUAGCAAACGUUGCGAGGAUUGAAAAGGAGGAUUCCGAUCGUGCGAUAUCGCCAAUAAAAUCUGACUAAAUCUCGCGUCUUACCUUAGAUUGCACAGAAAGGGGAAAGAAGAAACGAGAAUUUCGAGAAAGAAAUUUAUCCUUGCUGACUUUCGAUCGCGAAUUAAUUCGUUCUCGCCGAUUUAAUCAACCGUUAACGAAGAAGAAUGAAUUUCGGGGGGAGAAUCGAAUCGUUUCAAGUUGAAACCCGAUUCCACGAAAGAGAAUAAACGUGAUAUACGUUUCUGGCUAAUUAAACGUGGGUGCGCUCUCAGAAUCCAUCCAAGAAGUACGACUUCCUGGAAACGGUCUAUUGUUUAUCGCAUUAUUGGAUUUCGUGAAGAAAAUUUCCCUUUGCGAUCUUGGAAGGAAGAGAAUUGUUGAAAUUUUGAAAUUUCGAGGAGGGAAUGGAAUGAUGAAAGGAAAGGAUGAUAAACAAAAGUCUCGUCGAUUCAAAGUAUCGCGCCAUUCGAUUAAACCGAAAUUAAUUCAUCGGAGGUUUCCUCUCGUGAAUCCUCGCGUAUUUGGAAGAAGAAAGGAGCUGCAAAUAGUGGAAAGAAGAAAAUAGACGAAAAGAUCCUAUGUAUUUGCCUAUGCGUUAAAAAUAACAGAAAAAUAAAGAGGAGAUUUUACAUAUAUCGCAAACAAACUCGAGUAUCUCGUCAGAGAGAGGAAUCGUUGAUAAAUCGUUAAUAUUUAUCAAAAGGAUCGAAGGUAAGCUUUUAUCUUUUCUUUUCUUUUUUCUUCCUUUCUUUCAACACUUUCGAACGUCUCGAAAAUUCGCGAUCGAUGAAGUUUCGAACCAAAUGUUUGAGGAGCGUGUAAUAUAAUUAACUGGUUUUAUCGUCACAUCGAAAAUCCGUACGAACAAGUUUUUUUUUUAUCGAUGAUUAUGAGAUUCCCAUUCAUAUCGUUGUUGAAACUACGAGCAGUAUCGAGCAGUAACUGAAAUCCUGAAUUCAACUUAAUCGAUACGAUACAACUUUUUUUCUAUUCCAUAAACUAUUUCAACCAUUGUUCUCCGUAACGUGACGAUCCAUUCAUAUCGAAACGGGAGUCUCGUGACCGAGCUUUUCGUUAAAUACAGGUUGAAACGAGUGCAAACAAAAAUCACGAGACGUCGAAAGAGAUUAGAUGCGAUGAUUCGAUUUUGAUCAUUUUUUUCCAUUGUCAACAAACAAAAUGAUGGAAAUCGUCAAACGUCUUUAAUUAAAUAAACAAAAAAGAAAUAAAAUGUCACGUUCCAUUAUUAUUCGUGCCUCGAGCACGAUGAACGGAGCUGAUAUCGGAUGAUAAGAGAAAAAGCUUAAACGGGGAACGUCCGUUUGUAAAUUACUUUCGAGGAUAACGUAUCGACGCCGUUCCUUCCUUCGUUGAAAAUCCACCCUCCCGCAGAGUCCAAAGAAACGUCCACGCGUGUCUGAGAGAGAUGUUAUCUGAGAGAUCAUUAUUGGACACGAAGAAAAAUCUCCGACUCGAAAGAGGAUAAAAUGAAUAAGUGUCAAUUAAAUCAACGCAAUCUCGGAAAUUUCGUUUCGUCGGCCGGUCGGAAACGAAGAAACCGGCCGAUGACACGGUUUGACGUAUACAUAGAAAGAGGGAAAAAAGCACAUAACGUAUAUGCAUAUUCUGUAUAUGUACAUAUAUAAAUAUCUGUAAACGUACGCUGUAUCUGUUAUACAAUUAAAAUUAACGAAUCGACCAAAAUAAGAAGAAGAGGAGGAGGAGGAAGAGGAAAAACCUUGAGUAGAUAUUUAGAGAGAACGUGCAAGUUUUCUCGUGUGUUUCACACGUGCUCCAUCUAAAUGAGAAUUGUAAUUAUAAGGGAAUUAAAUUCAUCGAGUUCACAACACGUUCGACGUCCAUGAUUGCGUGGAUUUGGAAAACGGGUCCAUACUUGUAAUCGUCCGUAACGAGUAAAUGUUAUCUAAAUCUGUAAUAUCAAUAUUUACUUUGUCCAUGUAGAGGAAGAAGAGGAAGAAGAAAAAUAUGUAUGUGAAGCAACCACUUCGUUAGACAAUUGUAUCUCUAAUCGCGCUCGUCUUUUUUAGUCGCGAUCGAUAAAGAGGCGAGUGAGAUAAUCGUUUGAAAUAUGUUUCGUAAGUACGUAAAGGAAGAGAGAUGUAUUUAUUGUAGAUAUACAUAUAUACGCAUACAUACAUACAUACACACACACACACACGCGCAAAAGGAGAAAAUAUUUAUUUGUGCUGUUAAAAUGAUAUAUGUUUAUAUGGGCGACUCACGAAUUUACGACGCUUCGAGUCGAGAACGCGGAUAAUCCGUUAUAAAUCGGUGGAAUCACGAUUUGCCUGCUGGCCUGAGAUCAACUGGAAAUUUCAUUUCCUAAACUGUCAAACGUGUCGUCGUACGUGUGUCGCGUCGCGAUUUACGAGAUGCAAAAUUCUUGCCGAUUUGUCUCCCCUGACUUUAUUAUUACGUAGAAAAAUCGCUCGAUAUAAAGCCGAAUUAAACGAACCAAGGAAAAAAAAAAAAAAAGAAAAAAAAAUAGGAUGAUUUUGAGAGAAAUUUGAAAAACCUCUUUGAUACCUUAGAAUUUUCUCUAAAAAAAAAAAGGAAAAAAAACGAAAAACAAGAAAUAGAUAGGCCCAGAGCGCAGAAUGAAUAUCGUCCGUGUGCAAACAACGAAGUACAAAGAAGGAACAACGGAUCAAUUAGAGAAAAGAAAAGAAGAAGAAGAAGAAGAAAAAACGCGAUAGGAUGAUCGAACUCGAUGACGUUUUUCUUUUAGAAUUUUAGUGGGACACGAACAAAAAAAAAGGGACCUGAAUAAAUGUGCGGUUACGUCUGAAAUUUCUUACGCGACGAUUCGUGUUUCAGACAUGGAUUUCUUUUCCCGACGAAAAGGAAAAUUUAAUUCUCUCGAAAAGCGAUUUAUUUUUAUUUUUACCGCUCGAAACGGGCAUAAAUAUUUCUUUCCCGAUAAUUUUAUCUGCUUGCUCGUGUCGCGUCACGACGUAAAAAUCGCAGACGUAAGCGCAUCCUUACUAUUCGAACUACUCUUGAAAUAUUCGUAUCGAAAAAAAAAGCUUUCGUCGCAUAAAUAAAUAUUCGUUCGUGAUCAUUAAACCAAAAAAAAAGAAAAAAAAAACGAGUCAACGAAACGUACAAUUCCAGUUAAUCACGGUGUGGUUAAAUUAAUUAGCUUGAGAUAUAUAUAUAUAUAUAUAUAUAUAGUGUAGCACGAAAAUGCGUUUGCUCGUGCCGCUGUUCCAUGACGAUUCAUACGCGAGCAUGUUGCGCAAUUAUCGAUUAUUUCGAUUAAUCGUGUUUCGAAAUUUCACGGCCGUGUGCGAGCGAGUGUGUGAACAGAUGCGUGUGAACGACGCGAACACGCGAGUGUGUUGCAAUUAUCCACAACUAAAAUUCGCUACAACUUUAUUUGUCCCAACUCGGUCGGGAAAUCGUGGAAACGAGUAUCUCUAUUCUUUCUUUCUUUCUUUCUUCUUUUCUUUUUCUGUUUCUCGUCGAUGUCGAUCGAGUCGAUGGAUGGAAAGCGUUCGACGAGGAGAAGAAGAAAAUAAAGUUCUUCGAUCUUGAAAUCGCGGGAGGGAAGAAAGAAGAGACGAAAGCGUUUCGAUAAUGCGCGAAUAGAAUCAUCGUUUCGUUAUUCCUUUCUAGGGGAGAGGUGAUAUUCCGUGGAAACACGAGAUACCGAUGGAUGGAACGGAGAAACUUUGUGAAAUGUAAUACAAAUAUAUCAAAUUAAUCGAUCGAAUGAGUUUUGACUAGAAACGUUUCCACGAUUCCCGAUAGAAUUGAUGUAAUAUAGAUCUAUAUACAUAUAUACAUAUGUAUAUAUGUAUAUGUAUCGAGAAAGGGAAAUCUCGUCACUUCGUGUGCGGUACCAAAUAUACACACUUGGUUGGAAUCGAGACGAUUUCUCUUUCGCGAUCUUCUCUUCUCUUCGAUCAGCAAGAUAGCACGAUAAGCGUUAACGGAUAUUGUGUUGAUUGCGUCUAAUGUUAACGCGUUAACGGAUUAUUGGAUUUACAUAGAAUAGAGAGCUUAUUUAUUUUUAUACUGGAUCGUUUGAUAGUCGUCCGAUAUAUUUAAUUGAAUAGCGGCGGGGAGAUGCUGAGAAAGUUGAUUGUUGUCGCGCGGUUCCUUCGUUUGUUCCCGAUUUUUCACUGUAAAUCGCGACUCUACGAUCUCUCCAUCCGAUUGAUUUGAAACCCUCCUUCGAUUAGAUUCCCCUAAUCAUGUAUACCCAUAAAUACGUCGCGUAUUUUACAUGAAUUAUGUGUACAACGUUUCUCGAGAAUUCGACUUUUAGAGAUGGGUGAUGUGUCUCAAGUUUAGACGUGUCUCAAAAAAAGAAAAAAAAGAAAAAAAAUGAAACUAACUAAAGAUAAAGUAGUAAAUUAGAGACGAUUUGCACGCGCUUGUGUCGCGAAUCUGGUCCAGGCUUUAACGUAGACGUUCACCGUUGUUCGACGCGUUCGAACGGCUGUUCUCUUCCCAAUCACACGGAAAUAGCGGUGGAAACCAGAAACAUUUCAACUCUCACAUCGUAUCACACGUAUCGCCCCUUCCCUAAACUAAUAUCCUGUCGCAUCGAUCUCACUUAUAUUGCAUAUUGCAAAGAAAAAGAAAAAGAAAAAGAAAAGAGGAAAAGUUUCCACCGCUAUCCACCGAUCUUACCAUCGCGUAUGCGUCGUUACAUUUUUCUAUUCCGCUAUUUCCGCUAUCCCAUUCAAGCAUACGACGUCAUCGUAUCAUCGUUUCUGUACGAGAUGUAUAUAAAUAUAUACCUCGUCUCUGCGUAUUUAAUAACGAUAAGAGGUCGCGUCGUGCGCGAAAUCGACAUCGAAAACACGUACGAUAACAGUGUACCGUAUACUGUUGAUCGAGAUACGCCUCGGCUCGCACAACUCCCCAAAGUAUAGUUUACGGAACAGUUUCUUUCAGACGGGGCCCGAAAUCGUCGACUCGAACGAAUUCGAGGAUUCGACGUUUCUUUCCUCGCCCGGUUUCACCUCUCGUCGCGUAAAAAAUUGAAAUCCACCGCGGCGCCUCGUCCACGCAUCCAUUCAGCGCCGAAAAAAGGGGGAACGAAAUUGCACGCCGUCCGUCGAGCGAAGGAUGGGAUCAGCGUGGAUCGUGAAUACCGCGGAUCUGUCGGAGACAUCGCGUCCGCCAUCCACGACAAAAACUUUUCCAAAGGGUCCAAUAAGGAGUUCGCUCUCUUGUGCUGCUGACGUCUCUGCUCGAAUCGGCGAAGAAGUGUCUGGAAGAGGUGUGCGAGAUCUUGUUGGGAGAUGGAGAAUUAUUUUUUUAUAGGAAAGGGAAUCUUUAACAACUUCGAAUAUUUUCGAUAUUGCUUAAAGUCAGGUGUAUUCAGCCCGAUUUUUCUGUGCUGCGAACGAUAGCUUUUGACGCGUCGUCGUUUCGAUGGCAGAGAUGGUCCGGUACAACUCUUGCUCGAGUUUGUGCGCGAUAUAUUCGAGUGGAAUAACGCUCUUUCGGGAACGCGUUCUCCACGACGCUUCCUCUGGUGAGAACACGCUGGUGUUGCGCGUGUCACGUAACGGAUACGAGUUGCUCUUUAUAUUUUAUAUCUCUCGUAUACUGGUUUUCGUGCCACUAUACUUUACUUUACGCCACGUCUGCGGAGUUGUCGAGUCAUACGUUUACAACACGGGUGUAAUGAAAAAUUGUCGCUUCUUUAAUAUUAAAUUAUUAAUAUAUCUCUAAAUCCGAAGAUGGGCAAAAUUUUAACGAUUUAAAAUGAUUAAUGGAUCAGUGUUGAGCGUAUUAUUCUUAUUUAUUUUCAAUUUAUUAAUUAAAACCGGAUUACGUACAAAUUGGAUGAAACAAAGUCGCUAUUAUUUAAAGUAAUUUUUAAUCGAUUAAUUUUUCAGGUUAACAUUCUCUUCUAAUUAACAAUUUCACCGGUAAAGAAAAACCGGUGGUAUAUAUAUAUAAAACCGCGAUUUAAUGGACGACGUUCCGUCAAUAAACGGCAGCGGCCGUUUAAAAUAAAUUGAACGUCGAAUUGCGAACGCAUUAUCUGCACGUAGCCAGCCUCAGUGAGGGUUGAGCGCGACACCGGUACGCUCAAUACAGAGUGCAGAGCUUAUCGCGAGCCUCGACGUGUUUCGUUAAAUUAAACCCACCCUCGGAGGAACUCGUCGGUCGUUCCUCUUCCAUGGCCUAUUACCCCCCUCUCCAUCCCCAUUUUCUCGCAGCUGCUCGCUAAUCAAACACGGACCGCGAUAGAAUCUUUCUUCGUCGCAUUCCAUUUACGUGGCACGCGCAACUACUUCGCCCGCUCUGUUCGUCGUGUAAUAAAACAGCGAACGGUAAAUUGGGGAAGAGAAAAGAAGAAAAAGGAGAGAAGGAAACGGAGGACGCGUUCUAGACUAUUGAGGGAAUCUUUCGACGCAAGAAUCUCGCACUUUUAUCCUUUUAAGAGAAAUUCGAGACUUAUAUAUUUUUCGACGAUGAGCGAUGCACGAUUCUCCGAAAUAUCCACGGUCGAUGCGAUUAUCGAAUGCACUAUCGAGGCGCAACAUCCAAUUACGCGCGACCAAACAAUCGAGCGGCGGAAGCUGUGUAACGUUCGUUAAGGAAAAUGACACGUGAUAUCCUUUAAUAUAUCGAGAAUGAAACGACGAAACGGGGGGGAAGAAAUUGUUUAAAUCAUCUUGCGAUAUAUAUAUAUAUAUAUUACGUCACGUCAUUUGCAUCAUCUGCGAGCGAGAAAUAAUUAUAAGCCGAUAAUGAUGGACUAAUAAAUAUUGUGACCCACAUUUAUAACGUAACCGCCGAGUAACUGGGAAUAAAAGUGUCUACGUGGUACACACUA
Molecule: messenger RNA, 9364 nt
Organism: Apis mellifera (honey bee)
Lineage: Eukaryota; Metazoa; Arthropoda; Insecta; Hymenoptera; Apidae
Exons: 8
Coding region: 417-2222 (601 amino acids)
Source: RefSeq, a predicted model, not a curated record